UUGAAACUUCAAAUUUACACCAACUGAACCUUAGAGGUGGAAACAUGUCUAACCUUUCUUCGAAACGCCUGCUACUCCUGUUCAUCUUCCCCUCACUGUUCGGACAUGCACGCUCCUCGAACGGAUAUUUCUCUCUCACAAAUGCUCGGUGUCAGAUACCGUCAAGAGACGCAAAGGAUAUGGAGUACAUACUUGAGUACCAUUUCAAUGGAAAGUUGCUGCUGAUGUACAACAGUACUGAAAAAAAGUACACAGGUUAUACCCCCAAAGCAGUACUUGUGGCUGCUAAAUGGACCGGCACUUAUGAUAUUCUGAUGAGAGAGAGUGAUAAAGAUCUAUUAUGCAAAUCUAACGCUGCUGCAGUUUGGGACACGAUAAGGAUGAACACAGCCGAGCCCGACGUCCAGCUGUGGUCAGUGAAGCCUUUCAGCUCUGGACAUCCUAACAUGCUGGUGUGCAGUGCUUACGACUUUUACCCCAAACAAAUCAAAGUGACAUGGCUGAAGGAUGGAAAGCAUUGGACCUCAGAUGUCACCUCCACAGAAGAGUUGUCCAAUCUGGACUGGACCUACCAGUUACACACCUACCUGGAAUACGUGCCCAAACCUGGAGAGCGAAUCACUUGUAUGGUGGAGCACGCUAGCCUUGCUAGGCCCAAGCUGUAUGACUGGGACCCCUUGCCUGAAUCGGAGCAAAAUGAAAUAAUAGUUGGGGUUUGUGGUCUGCUGCUUGGAAUAGUAUGUGUGGCUGCAGGACUGAUUAAGUACAACCUACAAUCAACUGCUGGAAGAGUUGUUGUUUCCAGCAAGUUAAAGUUGGGACGUCCAGAAGCAGAAAAGAUUCCAGUGCGUUCUGUUUUAUGACCACUGACCACUGUUGUUAAAUCACAUUUGAUUUGAAUCCACUUUGUCCUUGUCUUGAGAAUUUCUCUGUGUGUGGAAAAAGGAUUGGAACCCCAAAAUACAGAUCUACCCCAUAACAGGCUGGCUAUACAGUAUUGUAAUAGAACUAAUGAUGUAAUUUUGCCAUGAACUAUUUUAUGUCCAGAAUUAUUUCUGAUCUUUUUUGGUUGGAUCGUUGAAUAUUUUUCUUGGUUAGUCUUGAUUACUUACCAAUAUUUACUAACAUAAUGGUAUAAGUAUAUAGUAUUGCGAUUUAAUGUUUGUUCCCCAUGAAGGACAGACAUUAAAAUGUAAUGGUUUGGGUAUGCACAGGAUUCCUAGUCAAUUACAAACAAAUGUGAUGUAAAAUGUAUACUAAAUGAUCCUAAUCCUUUCAUUUUCAACAAGCAUGAAUAAAAGUAGUAUAUUUUGGCCUUACUAUAUGUAUCACCUUGUUA
Hypomesus transpacificus is the source of this 1339-nucleotide messenger RNA. Its product is annotated as rano class II histocompatibility antigen, A beta chain-like. Gene Ontology annotation, molecular function: MHC class II protein complex binding. Gene Ontology annotation, cellular component: membrane; MHC class II protein complex. NCBI's taxonomy places the organism in Eukaryota, Metazoa, Chordata, Actinopteri, Osmeriformes, Osmeridae. Gene Ontology annotation, biological process: immune response; positive regulation of T cell activation; immunoglobulin production involved in immunoglobulin-mediated immune response. The record is from RefSeq and is a predicted model, not a curated record.